Messenger RNA from Monopterus albus (swamp eel), 1769 nucleotides. It is a transcript of the gene ero1a, whose product is annotated as endoplasmic reticulum oxidoreductase 1 alpha. Gene Ontology annotation, cellular component: endoplasmic reticulum; endoplasmic reticulum membrane. Lineage: Eukaryota; Metazoa; Chordata; Actinopteri; Synbranchiformes; Synbranchidae. The record is from RefSeq and is a predicted model, not a curated record. The transcript is spliced from 16 exons. Bases 210 to 1664 code for a protein of 484 amino acids. Gene Ontology annotation, molecular function: protein-disulfide reductase activity; thiol oxidase activity; FAD binding. Gene Ontology annotation, biological process: protein folding in endoplasmic reticulum.
UUGAAACUGAUCAGCUCGUCACGUAUCACACGUAGCUGAUUGGAAACGAGGAAAUAUAAGGAAGCAACACAUCCGAUCGCCGCCCUCCACCGCUUCCUCGCAGCUUUCUUCUUCUUUUUGUAAGAGGUGACGUUUACUUUCAUCCUUAGCCUAACGACGAGUGUGGUGUCGUUUUCAGACCGAGGAUUGUAGAAGCAGAAGGAGUCGUUAUGAAGCUUGUGAUCCUCCUGCUCUUCCUCCAGUUGUUCCGAUCUGCAGACAGCAAGUGUUUCUGUCAGGUCACAGGUGACCUGGAUGAUUGCACUUGUGAUGUGGAGACCAUUGAUGGAUUUAACAAUGACCAACUCUUCCCCAAACUUCAAACUCUUCUGGAGUCUGACUAUUUCAGGUUCUACAAGGUGAACCUGAAUAAACCGUGUCCGUUUUGGACGGCCUACAGUCAGUGUGGCCUGAGGGACUGUGCUGUGAAGCCCUGCUCUCCUAACGAGGUGCCAGAAGGGAUCAGAUCAUCCUCCCACAACAAGUAUUCAGCAGAUGCAAACGCGCAGCCGGAUGAGUGUGAGAAGACAAACCUUCUUGGAGCCGUGGACGUCUCCUUAAGUGAAGAGACCAAGGAGGCUCUACUGGACUGGAACAAAUAUGAUGAUGAGGCAGAACGCUUCUGUGUGGUUGAUGGUACUGUUUACAUCCAUUAUUUGACCAAAGUAAUAAAUGAACAAGCAAACCUGUAUGUGUACAUGUUUCCAUAUAACCCUGAGCGCUUCACGGGCUACAGAGGAGCAGAGGCUUGGCAGAUCUGGAACAGCAUCUAUGAGGAGAACUGCUUCAAACCAUAUACUGUCAAGCGACCAUUACUUCCCAACACCUUCCACAGCAGCUCAGGAAGUGAAGCGAGAACUUUCUACAGCUGGCUGGAAGGUCAGUGUGUGGAGAAGAGAGCUUUCUACCGUCUCAUUUCAGGCCUCCAUGCCAGCAUCAACAUACACUUGAGUGCCAGAUACCUCCUGGAGGCGUCUCAGAUUUUGGUAUCAACUCUUGUAGCAGAUGCCAAGGAGAUCAAAGAACAACCCUUCUGCAGACGUAAAGCUAGAAUCGUGUCGGAGUUCAGACAGCGUUUCGACUCAGACCUAACGGCUGGCGAGGGGCCCAAGAGACUCCGCAACCUCUACUUCCUCUACCUGAUAGAGCUACGAGCACUGACCAAAGCCCUGCCGUUCUUCAAGCAGCCGGCCCUCCAGCUGUACACCGGCAGACCCGAGGAGGACCGGAAACACAAAGAGCUGCUGCUGGAGGUCCUGCAGCUGGCCAGGUCAUUCCCUUUGCACUUUGAUGAGACAUCUCUGUUUGCUGGGGAUGAAAAGGAGGCAGCCAAACUGAAGGAGGACAUCAGACUGGCCUUCCUCAACAUCUCCAGGAUCAUGGACUGCGUGGGCUGCUUCAAAUGCCGACUAUGGGGGAAACUGCAGACUCAGGGAUUAGGCACAGCGCUAAAGAUUUUGUUCUCAGAGCGACAGAUUGAAGCUAUACCCACGUCUAGUGACCAACGGCCCAGUUUCCAGCUCAGCCGGCAGGAGAUUGUUUCUCUCCUCAAUGCUUUUGGAAGGAUUUCCACAAGCAUCAGAGAGCUGAAGACUUUCAGAUCACUACUAGCAGAGGAGCGGUGACAACAUUGAGAGGAGUUCGGAUUUGCCUAGUGAUUCUCCUGAUAGUCUAGUUUGUUUAUCUUCAUCUCGACGGUUGUGGCCGCAAGCCAACUACCACCUCAACUA